Molecule: messenger RNA, 1480 nt
Organism: Telopea speciosissima
Lineage: Eukaryota; Viridiplantae; Streptophyta; Magnoliopsida; Proteales; Proteaceae
Product: pyruvate dehydrogenase E1 component subunit alpha-1, mitochondrial
Exons: 8
Coding region: 91-1278 (395 amino acids)
Biological process (GO): pyruvate decarboxylation to acetyl-CoA
Cellular component (GO): intracellular membrane-bounded organelle
Molecular function (GO): pyruvate dehydrogenase (acetyl-transferring) activity
Source: RefSeq, a predicted model, not a curated record
UCCAUUUUAAUUAGAGAGAUCUCCAUUCUCCAACCCCCAUCGCCAGUCUGCUCCGCUCCAGAAAUCAGAGAGUGGAAGAGAAGAUCGAAGAUGGCUCUGAAUCGUGCAGCCUGUUCUAAUCUCCUCAGACCUCUUCCCUACUCCAUCUCAUCUAUCUCAGCCCUCCGCCGUCCUUUCUCCUCAGCCACCGAUGACCAGGUCCUUUCCAUCGAGACUAGCAUCCCCUACACAGCUCACAAGAUCGAUCCUCCUUCUCGCACUGUCGAAACUACACCUAAAGAGCUCAUGGGAUUUUUCAGUGACAUGGCCCUAAUGCGCCGUAUGGAAAUUGCUGCCGAUUCUCUUUACAAGUCCAAGCUCAUCCGUGGGUUCUGUCAUCUCUACGAUGGUCAAGAAGCCGUCGCCGUCGGGAUGGAAGUUGCCAUCACCAAGAAGGAUGCUAUCAUUACUGCUUACCGUGAUCACUGUAUUUUCCUCUCCCGUGGCGGCUCCCUACACGAGGUCUUCUCUGAAUUGAUGGGUCGUACAGCUGGUUGCUCUAAAGGGAAGGGUGGAUCGAUGCAUUUUUACAAGAAAGACAAAGGGUUCUUUGGUGGGCACGGAAUUGUUGGUGCUCAGGUUCCUCUCGGCUGUGGUCUAGCGUUUGCGCAAAAGUACCUUAAGGAGGAAACCGUCACGUUCGCUUUAUACGGUGACGGUGCUGCUAAUCAAGGGCAGCUGUUUGAAGCGCUCAAUAUAUCGGCGCUUUGGGAUCUGCCUGCCAUUUUAGUCUGUGAGAAUAAUCAUUAUGGGAUGGGUACGGCAGAAUGGAGAGCUGCCAAAAGUCCUGCUUAUUUCAAGCGUGGGGAUUAUGUUCCUGGUUUAAAGGUUGAUGGUAUGGAUGUUCUUGCUGUCAAGCAGGCUUGCAAAUUUGCUAAGGAGUAUGCUCUUAAAAAUGGGCCUCUUAUACUUGAAAUGGAUACUUACAGGUACCAUGGACACUCCAUGUCAGAUCCGGGGAGCACCUACAGGACACGUGAUGAGAUUAGUGGUGUCAGGCAGGAGCGUGAUCCUAUUGAAAGAGUAAGAAAGUUGAUUUUAUCCCAUGAGAUUGCCACAGAGAAAGAGUUAAAGGAUAUUGAAAAGAACGUCAGAAAAGAGGUAGAUGACACUAUUGCAAAAGCCAAGGAAAGUCCAAUGCCUGAUGCUUCUGAAUUGUUCACUAAUGUCUAUGUUAAAGGUUUUGGAGUCGAGGCAUUUGGACCUGACCCCAAAGAAAUGAGAGCAGUGCUCCCCUAAGUUGGAACUGAGAUGGAAGAUUUCAACUCCCAAGUCUGAAGAAAUAAUACAUAGGCUGCUGUUGCCUUUCCUCGUAACCUGCCCUUUUUGCUGUAUAGGAAAAUUGAUUCUUUUCGAACUGCUGUUGAGAACUAAAAGUUUCAGUCACGGCCUUGUUAAAUUAGAUCAGUCUUCUCCUGGGUGAAACAUCUCAUUAGAUUCA